Messenger RNA from Nyctereutes procyonoides (raccoon dog), 1144 nucleotides. RefSeq names its product polyamine modulated factor 1 (gene PMF1). The transcript is spliced from 5 exons. The record is from RefSeq and is a predicted model, not a curated record. The coding region runs from base 63 to 728 and encodes 221 amino acids. Gene Ontology annotation, biological process: chromosome segregation. Gene Ontology annotation, cellular component: MIS12/MIND type complex. NCBI's taxonomy places the organism in Eukaryota, Metazoa, Chordata, Mammalia, Carnivora, Canidae.
CAAUCGGGGGCCUCGGUGGGCGGGGCGGCCGAGCCCGUUAGAUUUGGCGGUCCGACUUCAACAUGGCCACAGCGCGCGGCGUCCACGCAGACGGCGGUUGUGAGGAAAAGGGGCCUGAGGGGUCGUGUCCGGAGUCUGGGCCCCACAGCGCCACCAUUCCGAGAGUGAAGCUCCUCGACACUCUGGUGGAUACUUUUCUCCAGAAGCUCGUCGCCGCCGGGAGCUACCAGAGAUUCACCGACUGUUACAAGCGCCUCUACCAGCUGCAGCCUGAGAUGACACAGAGAAUCUAUGACAAGUUCAUCACUCAGUUGCAGACGUCUGUCCAGGAGGAAAUCUCAGAAAUCAAAGCAGAAGGGAACCUGGAAGCAGUGUUGAACACCUUGGACAGGAUCGUGGAAGAAGGCAAAGACCACACGGAGCUGGCCUGGCGCCCUAGCGGGAUCCCGGAAGAAGACGUGCGCAGUGCCAUGGUGCCCUACUUCCUGCAGCAGCGGGACGCCUUACAGCGCCGUGUGCACAGGCAGGAGGCCGAAAACAGACAACUGGCAGAGGCUGUCCUGGCUGGGCGCCGGCAGGUGGAGGAGCUGCAGCAGCAAGGUCAGGCCCAGCAGCAGGCCUGGCAGGUGGGUGCCCUGGCAGGUGUUUUCCUGCUGCGGGCUGGCUCCUCCUGUCAGGGCCCUGCGCAGAGAACAGAAGGAGCUGGUGGGUGUGCUGGGGGAGCCUGAGUGAGGAGACGGUGGCCGGAUCAGGAGCAGAUGGUGGUCAAGGGCCUGGGGGAGCUGCCUCUCAGAACCACCGAGACAGUGCCCAGUCCUGAGUGGGGAUGUAACUAGCUGGAGGAUGAGGCCUGAUCAUCUCUCCUGACUUUGGGGCUCCCUUGGGGUCACACGCAUACAGACAUGACCUUCAGAUCCUUGUUUUCUUAUCCUUUUGAGGAUGGUUGGCCAUCUCCCAUGCUGGGAACCAGGCAGCAGGCUUUCCAUCAUCUAGGCCAGGGCCCCGCCCUUGCCCACUCCAGAGCGCCCCGGUGCCUGGCUCAGGGAGUCUGUGUCUGGUCUGCACUGAUUGCCCCCUUGCUGGCCAGCCUGAGGGCCCUUGCCAUGUUCUCCCCACAUCCGUAAAUAAACUUCCUCCACUGUAA